Molecule: messenger RNA, 1734 nt
Organism: Hyalella azteca
Lineage: Eukaryota; Metazoa; Arthropoda; Malacostraca; Amphipoda; Hyalellidae
Exons: 4
Coding region: 451-915 (154 amino acids)
Source: RefSeq, a predicted model, not a curated record
CUGUUUAAAGUCAUUGUGCUCAACUAAAUGCAAGUAUUUUUUUCAACAGCCAUCGACUGUUAACUAUUAAAUUCAGUUCUUGACAAAAUUUGACUUUUUUAGCGAAAAGGACGGUGGUACACUUACUGUCUAAUGUCUACAAGUAAAUAUGUGAGAUGUUGAAUGCUGGUUGAUUAUUAAUGUCAGCAUCGUCAUAAUAAAAAUUUUCAUCGCUCGUUUAUUAAUUGAUUUCAUUUGGGGUAAGUUUUGAUAUAAGCAUAGGGACAAGAGAGCUUCGUGCAUGUCCGUAUGAUAGAAGAUUCUCGAAGUGCAAGGGCCUAAGUUCCGUCGAACGAAGUGUCUUUCCAAGCUCAAAAUUUCGCCAGUCUGAUCGGAUGAUACAUCCAAUUUCUUCCUUGCGCUUGAUGAUACUUCAUAUUGCAUGUGUGAUUGUGAACUUCACCUACAAACAUGACUAGCAACAAUCUUCACUAUGAUGAUGGUGAUCAGGGUUGUGGCUCCUCUAGAAUGCAGCUACAGCUAAAAAAUGAAGAACUCUGGGCAGAGAAUGCCCAGCUCCGUUCUGACAAUGAAGCUUUAAAAGCAAAAUAUUUUCAAGCUCUUCACACUUUAAUGGGGGACUUUUCAGGUCACAAUGACAGUGUGAUGAUGCUUUGCCAGUCUAUGUCAAGUGCCGGCUUGUUUGACAACAAACUUGGACUAGAGCAAUCUAACACCAUCCAGGACGUCAUGCAGCUAGAUUACUCAACGCUCUUUGAUGUCCUUAAUGAUAUGGAAAAGUCGUCGUCGCCCGACUCUUAUGAGUUGACUUCUCGUCCAGAGAUCUCAGCUCAGCAGGCAGCUGACUUGGAUGCUCCCAUGGAGUAUUCUAACGAGGCCACGGACGAUGAUCCUGUGAAUCAGAUGAAAUUUUAGCACCAAAGCACCAGGUUUACUGGCCCUGGAAGAAAUUGAGUUACAUCAAUUCCGUUCAAUCCUCACUAGUUGCAUUUCAUUCCAUCAGACUUAAAAGGCUUGAGCUUUGACCUUGAAUUUGGCUACAAUGUUAUCAUUGGCCAAUAUCAUGGUACAAAUUUUCGAAAAAAAAAAAGAAAAAAAGUGUAAUCCUUGUAUGGCUUACAGAAGUUCUUGAUUUUUUUGUUGGCUAGUUAAUUUCCCGGAGAGAAAUUUAGCAAUGAAUCAAUUUCACUUUUAAGAGACAUCAACCAUUCGCUACUAUGACAAUGCAUCUCUGUUUAAAUACCAACUUCCUGUUUAUUGCCACCUCACUUCUAUAACUGUAACUAAAUGCGUGCUUGAGCUAGCACCUCUGCAUUUAAUAAGUAAUGCAACAAGAAAAACAUGUUCGUAAAUUUGCAUCCAGUUCAAUAUGUCGUCAGUUAUAAGCGUGCUUGCAGUAUUUAAACCACUACAUAAAUGCCUCCUCAUCAGACGUAAAUGCAAUUGGUUAUUGUCUCUACAGAAUGUUGUUUUUUAUUGUUAUAACAGAGACUUAAAUUAUUUCUUUCAAAAUCUCUUUCAUCACAAAUGUUAGACAGUGGAUUGUAUGGAUUGCAAUUGAUGUUUCUAAGAAUCCUUGGACCAGGGACCUGGUGCGAAGGAUUGAAGAUAUAUUUGUAUUGUAACGGUUUAUGCCCUAAAACGUUACAGGCUCGUGGGCCCUCUGGAGAUAAAAGAACUAAGUGUUUUAUUCUUUUUAUCUGAUUUUUAUUUCUCUGCAUUUAUUUAAAUUCA